CGCAACAAAUGAUUUAGUAAACAAAAUCUAUUGAUUUUAAUUUAUAAACUUGUAAAACAGAUUAAACUAUAUGAAUAUGUCGAAUCUUGCUUUAAAUAAGAUACAGUCUGAUCUAAAAAUUGCAAUUCAAACGCACCAGAUAUUGGUUGCAAAGAUGCAGAUUAAGCCUUUGGAUGCAGAUUUGAAGACAAGACUUCGUGGCAUUCAAAGAGAAAUUCUUGCAAUGAGCCAAAAACAGAAACUCAUAGUACAGAAGUUGAGAAAAGAUUUAAUGGAAGGGCCGUCAGCUUUGUUGGAAGAAAACGGACAGCAGAAGGAAACCAAGUGCUGUGGUCUGAUGGGAGAUGCGAUAAACAGUGAACCCAGGUCCCCUGUUUGUGUUAAGGCUUUGUCUCCGCUCCGAGUACCCCAGUAUACAGCUACAUGUCAGAAGGUGACAGCCAGUGAGUCAAAGCUGAAGGUCACAAUCUCAAACCUUGAAAAAACUCCAGAAAAGCCAUACAGGAAUGGAAAAACCAGCAGGGGUGUGUCCUCCAUAGAGAGGGCCAGGGAACUGAAAAAGAAAUUGGACUUUAUGCAGAGUUUAGACCUUAUACCACCAGAUUCUAUCAAAGAUUCAACAGGGAAGCGUUCAGAAAGAAAGAGAAAGAGUACUCACAACCCAAACUUCGCCUAUGGGUUUGAGCUGGAGAGGAAACCUCGGCUGUCAACUUUUCUUGCUACAGAUUACUUUGGUGUCCAAAAACCAAGAGGGCUAUCUAUUGGAGUUCCCCCAUCCCGGCCAAGGUGUGCCAGUUCCUCAUCUUCGGAGAAGUCUUCCAGUCCCCCACCAUCUCCCAGCGACACCACACAGCAAAACCAUGCUAGCGAAAAACAGGCCGAAGAGAGAGUGUGUCAAUCCUGCGGAGAGAGUGGCUUGGUGGUGCCGUGUGACAGCUGCAGCCAGGAUUGUCACGCCCACUGCCUGACCCCGCCCAUCACUGCCACUCCAACCAGCAGGGGGAAGUGUCAUGCAUGUCAGGAAGCUGUGGACAAAGUCAGUAAGUCACUUCUGGCUGUGAAUACCUACAUAUCCAAUAAAACCAGCAAGGAGGAAGAGAAGAGACGAUUGUUGAAGCGUAGCAUGGAACUACUGCAGGAGAAGGCCAACCUUGAAACUCGGACCACGCAACUCAACGAACUACUUGCUAGACAAGGUUUCAGAAAACAGGAGCUCAUAGAUGUUAACAUGAAGGCCAAACAGUCUGUGGAGAAGCUGAAGAACUUUGUAAAGGUUGUGCAGUCCGCGUAGAUCUUACAUCAGAACAUAUGAGCUAUGCACUCAUCAGGGGAUCAUUCAUUGUCUCUUUAAAGCUGCAAUCUCACAGAUUGAAUUUGUUGAUUUGACAGCAUUUUUAUUUUUUGUCUUGGAACUAGCCAAUUUAUGCGAAAAUGCAUGUAAACCAUUCUUAUAAGACUGCUGACAAAAAAUUGUAACAGAUUUCUAUUUAAGUUCAAUAAUUGAUGUUUUGCACUUUUUUCUUAAACCGUAAGGAACACUUUAAGCCAUAAAACAUUAAUUUUCGAACUGAAAUAUGAAGAUCUGUGAUCUAAUAUUUUGUCAGCAGUCUUUUAUUACUAGUUUGCAGAUAUUUAAGCAAAAACUUGCUUAUUCCAAGACAAAAAAAAAAAGUUGUGAAAAUGGUAAAUCUGUAAGAGAGCAGCUUUAAUUCAAUAACUCAGUUAAAUCAAUUAUGUAUUGUUUUGGUUUCUUUUUGUACAAUUUGCAUUACAUUUUGAGAUUCAUUUGUUUCUUUUCCUAAGCAAGGAAUUAGGUUUACUGGUAACUUAAUAAGUCUUAGUUUUUUUCAGUUUCACUACAUGUGUACAGUAAGAUUGAAAUGAGUAGAUAUCGAGGGGUCAUGAAACAGGAUUAUUAUAAAGACAACACACUGAUGGCCAGUUCCUCUACUUUCCUAAAACAAAUUUGUUGAAAUACUCAUUAAAUUUGUAAUUUUACCAUUACAUGAACCUAUUGUAGUAUAAACCAAGAGUGGAUAAGAAACAGCUGUCAGACCAACUGGCCAUGUACUUUUUACCUGUAUUGUUAUGAAAAUGACAUUGUUUUGACAGUUAUCAGGUGAAUAUUGCUCCAUUGUAGUAGACAUUUAAAGCUUCAGUGCUCAAGCUAGGCCUAAAUAGCAGGGUGGGGCACGCUACUGCCCUAUUCUUGCACCCUGCUGCCCAUUUGUUAACAAAGUCAAUUUUCAGAAAUUAAAACAAAAUAAUACAUACUUAAUUUUGACACUCAAGACAGUAAAGCAAAAAUAACAGCUAAGGUGUUCAUAACAAACUACAUGUAGUGAAAAUUAUAGUAAUGAAAGUAGAUAAAACACAUGUGUACUAUAUGAAUUGACCAUUGGCCCUUGCAAGUGACCCAUUAAGGCAAAUUAAAAGUGCCCUUUCUGACCUAGCACCCUGUCCCUUUCAAAUCCUUGCUGGCGCACUGAAGCUUUUUUUAAAGAUAAAUGUCAAUGUUUUGUCAUAGCCUUGGUACAUACAUGUAUUAAGAAUGGAAGCUGAGACUUAAUACACAUGUAUACACCAACAUUUGGCAUAUAUUUGGGGCACGUCCCCAUGCUCUCUAUCACUUUGGUUACAAUAUGUAUGGAGUUAUGUCCCUUGGUCAACAACAGAAAAACAGACAAGCCUUUUAUUAUAUUUGACUGUAACCUUUGUAUAGUUUGGGUAUCCUGUUGAAAUUUAGAUAAAUGAAACUUAUAAAAGUUCAAACAAUUAGGACAGAUUUGAAUCUGGUAUGCUGAUUCGGACGAUACUAUUACUUUUGAGAUUUAUUCAAUUGUUCACUAUUUGUGUUGUAUUUUGUGCAAUUAUAGAAUCUUUGUGUUCUACUGUUGGGAAAGUUUUUUAAUCGAUGUGUUCAAUUGAUUUUGUAAAUGAUUGUCAGUAUUUAUGGUCAGUUACUUUUUUCUAGUCCACUUUACAAUUAUCACCUAAUGUAUUACUAGUAUAGGCAAGUGCUGAAAGGAAGGUCUUACAAAAUGUUAGAUGUUCUAUUGGCAAGUUUAUAAACUGGUGCUAUCCUCAUCAUUCUCAUCCAUUGUAUUUAAUUAUAAGGUUAUGACUGUCUUAAGGCCACACACAAUUGAUAUAGAAUUGAUUUAUUGAUUUCUUUUUUCGGAUUUACUAGACUUAUUUUUCAGUUGCAUGAUGCAAAUAAAUAUAGUCUUUAGAGCUUCUGCUUCGAAUUUUCACCCAAAAUAUGGAAUAUAAAUAAUUAAACAAUGCUUUUUAUUUCAGCCAUGUUAACAUGCAUUAAGCAUCAUUAAUGAUGUAACAUUAUAUAUAUGUGACAACAUCGUAAACACUGUUGUUUUUUUUUGGAGUAUUUUCUUUAAAUAAAUAAUAAUGUAAUUGUUAAGGAUUAUUGGUCUCAAUAUCAACUAUAUUUGGUAAAUUGUUUGCCUUUGCCAGCUCCUGUUUUUAAUCGAAAUAAAAAAAAAUCACUCACUCACUGCAAUUUCUCGGCUCGAAUGCGAAGAACAAAACCUUAAAUUGGUGUGGCCUAAAAUAAUGUUUGUAUUUUAAUUUAAGCUUGAAUUAAAAUUAAAAUUUCAGUGUAUUUCUGCCAUUGAUUAUGAAAUUUCAGAAAAGGUUGAAUUUGUUUACACUAGUACAGUCGAAAGACACAAGUGGCAUACAUGUACAUAUGAACAUGUCGUCACCUUAGUGCAAUAACUCAAUUACUCAUAUAGAAAUAGAAGCAGAUAUUGAGUUCUUGCACUAAGGUGACGAUGUAGACACUGAUCAAUAAGAGUGUGAAUCUCUGUUAUAUAGUUCAUAAUUUAUUUAUACUUUUGUUAAUUUCUUCUUUUGAAUUGUAUACAUGUAUGUGGAUUAUUACAAUUUGUUCAUUUUGUGCUGUCUAAGAGAUCAGUAUAUUUUCUAGGAGGAAACUCAUUUAAAAAACACUCAUAGAUUUAAUGUGGCAAAGAUUUGUUUAAUCUCUUUUGUAUUUGAGUAAUAGAACCUACUUUUAUGAUGAACCGACAGACAGCAAAUGACAGGCACACUGAUCAGAUUUAUGUAUAUCCAGAACUUAUAUCGUUUAAUAAAGAUAAAACUUGUUAUACCCCCCAAAACAAAGUUUGGGGGGGGGUAUACUGGAAUCGGGUUGUCUGUCUGUCUGUCUGUCCGUCUGUCCGUCUGUCCGUCCGUUUUUUUUGUCCGGGAUUCAUCUUUGUCGUUAUUGAACAAAUCUUUUUCAAACUUUCAGAUAUUAAUGGCCAUGAUGUAAACUUGCGCCUCUGUGAAAUUGGUACACCCACAUGACCCUGACCAGAGUUAUCUCCCCUUGAUGUGUUAAAGUAGGCAAAAUAAGCCCUGUCCGGGAUUCAUCUUUGUUAUUAUUCAACAAAUCUUUAUCAAACUUUCAGAAAUUAAUGGCCAUGUUGUAAACUUUCGCCUCUGUGAAUUUGGUACAGGUCACAUGACCCUGACUGGAGUUAUCUCCCCUUGAUGUGUUAAAGUAGGCAAAAUAAGCCCUGUCCGGGAUUCAUCUUUGUUAUUAUUCAACAAAUCUUUAUCAAACUUUCAGAAAUUAAUGGCCAUGUUGUAAACUCUCGCCUCUGUGAAUUUGGUACAGGUCACAUGACCCUGACUGGAGUUAUCUCCCCUUGUAGGCAAAAUUAGCUUUGUCCGGCCUAACUCCAGGGCAAACAACCUAGACAUGGAGGGGUGGGGGGUAUUCGUUAGCCUAUGGCUUACAGUUCUAGUUAAGUCUGUACAUUUUAAAAUGAUGAUUUUUUUUAAUUUUCUUUAAGACAAGCAUUUUCUUGCAGUGUCACUCUUAUUCAAAAUUAAUACAUACACAUGUAUAACAAACAUAAUUUUUGAGUGAUAAACCUUUCACUACUAACUAAAUAAUGCAUUUAUGGAAAAUAUUAAUUACUGAUAACAACAUUGUAACCGUGUAUUUAAUAGCUGAAAACACAAAAAUAUUAAAUAAUUGGUGAGUGCUAAAAGAUUUACUGUGAUCUACUAUCGUCUACUAAGGUAGAUAUACCGUGUUUUCUGAACCUUUCUUCCAAAUUAAACUCGGUAUUUUUCAUAAUAACCAUUGUUUUCGAUAUUAAUUUAUCCUCUUGGGCAUUUUAAAAGGAUUGUAUCAAUUGUGGUAAACCAUAUUUGGGAGUAAGAGUGCAUCUUUAACAUUUGUUCAAAACUUUUGUGUUCACUGCCUGACUAUAACAACGUUAAUAAGUCCACAACGUACACCGACCUGUAUAUGCUAACCAUGUUGAUAUACACAAAAUUGUAUUACUAUUGCUGUUAUAACAAUGUCCUUUGAAGUAUUCGUUUUAUAUGUUUAUUUGUGUUUUCGUUGUUUCAGUGAUACUGUUGUAAUUUUUAUACCAAGAAAUAAACCUAUUUUUGGCAG
Mya arenaria is the source of this 5440-nucleotide messenger RNA. Its product is annotated as PHD finger protein 21A-like. The record is from RefSeq and is a predicted model, not a curated record. Lineage: Eukaryota; Metazoa; Mollusca; Bivalvia; Myida; Myidae. The transcript is spliced from 14 exons. Bases 71 to 1291 code for a protein of 406 amino acids.